This is a messenger RNA of Paramisgurnus dabryanus, 1341 nucleotides long. RefSeq names its product claudin-4-like. Gene Ontology annotation, molecular function: structural molecule activity. Gene Ontology annotation, cellular component: bicellular tight junction; membrane. The record is from RefSeq and is a predicted model, not a curated record. NCBI's taxonomy places the organism in Eukaryota, Metazoa, Chordata, Actinopteri, Cypriniformes, Cobitidae.
AUGCAUGUCCUGGGACUUUUGAACAAAUUCCAAAAUAUGAUUCGUUGCUGUUUUGCCUGCAGUCAUAUGAUAAACAACACAAUCUCAUCAUAGCAGUCUGCAUUUUAAUGCUUUAAUACCACAGCAGUAAAGCCACACUUGAAAAAUGAAAUGUUACAGCUUUGGAGGCAAACCAUCUCUCCUCGAACUCUUAAUUGUAGACAUUCCUUACCUGUGUAUGUGCUUGUGGAACCCAAUAUCCUCUUACCCUUGCCAAUGAGAUUUUAAUGAGCUGCCGUGUAAAAUAGAGCCGUUAUUGUCCUAACGGUGGAUUUGGCCACCAAACAGAGCGUUCUUUCUUUUAUGAAACAAUCCCAGUAUCCCUUAUUAUGUUUCACCUCCAAGUUCCCCCCUAACGUCCCUGCACACCACUGGACAGUGGAGGUAUAUAGCACACAUAGUGCUGCAGUACUUAAAAGGAAAUUUAUCAAAUACUUUCCUCUGGACGCUGAAAUAAGGCUCCUCUUCAUGGCUCUGCAGGUCCUGGGAAUCACACUUUCAAUGAUUGGCUUCGCAGGGACCAUCAUCAUCUGUGCCCUGCCCAUGUGGAAGGUAACCGCCUUUAUCGGCACAAACAUCGUCGUGGCACAGGUCUUCUGGGAAGGACUGUGGAUGACCUGCGUAUAUGAACGCACAGGUCAGAUGCAGUGUAAACUGUAUGAUGCGCUGCUGGAUUUGGACCCAUCCUUGCAGGCUGCACGUGGGCUGGUGGUCACCACCAUGGCUUUGGCCUUCCUGGCUUUCCUUAUUUUCCUGGUCGGAGCCGAGUGCACUAACUGCCUAGUUAACCCGCGUGCCAAAGCAAGGAUUGUAGUGGUAUCUGGGAUUACCUUCAUUCUGUCUGGACUGACUACCGUCAUUCCUGUGUCUUGGACAGCCAACUCUGUUAUAAGAGACUUUCGUAAUCCCAUAGUACACGAAGCAUUAAAGAGGGAGAUGGGGGCGGCCCUUUAUGUGGGCUGGGUAACUGCAGGGUUUCUGUUCAUUGGUGGAGCGGUUCUAUGCACAAGUUGCCCACCAGAAAGGGUCAACUAUUUACCAAGGUAUACACUAACAAAGUCCAGCACCCACAGCAGCUAUGCCAUAAAAAACUAUGUUUGACUUACAGCAGGUGACACACAAAAUCAUGUUUUUGAGUUUUGCAUUUGUUAUUGUCAAGAUAUCUUUGUAAACAUUUCAAAUGCAUCCUUCCUCACAUUAUGAGACAAGGUUUUUUACAGCUUUACAGUUUAAUUUGAUGUUUCUUUUUAUGUAUAUACAUGUAUAGUUUAGCUUUUUUAAGCUUUAUUAUACUGUUGAGCA